Molecule: messenger RNA, 1944 nt
Organism: Schistocerca piceifrons (Central American locust)
Lineage: Eukaryota; Metazoa; Arthropoda; Insecta; Orthoptera; Acrididae
Product: NKAP family protein CG6066
Exons: 6
Coding region: 131-1444 (437 amino acids)
Biological process (GO): regulation of gene expression
Cellular component (GO): nucleus
Molecular function (GO): chromatin binding
Source: RefSeq, a predicted model, not a curated record
AGCACUGUUGGAAAUCAAAAUGGCUACUGUUUAUUAUUGUUGAUCAGCUGGUGUUUGUGCAUGUGCCUUUAGAAAGAAAUGUGCGAAAUGUAUCGAGUGGUUACUGAAACGGGAAUUAAUACGUAGAAGCAUGGGGCACGAUUCCAGAUCUGUGUCGGUGAGCCCGCCUCGCGGAAAGAAGAAAUCGUCACCGAUUUAUGAAGGCAGGAAUGGCAAACAUAACACUCAUGAGUCGAAAUCUCGAAGUCAUGGGAAUUCAUCGCCAUCACCGGAGCGAAAGAAGCAUAAAGAUGUUCGCAAAGACCAGGACAGGAACCUCCACAAGCAUCUAGAUCGCGGAAGUGAAUCACAAAAGUCCAAGUCGGUAGUGAGAGAACGAGAGAAGAGAAGUAGGCGAUCAAGAUCUCCGUCCAUGAAAAAACCACAUGACGUGAGUGCAAGAGAUUCGAUUUCAUCUCACAGGAACCGUAGUCGUAGUAGAGUGUCGAACAGGCAUUUUGAUGAGAAACAAAGGGACGCGAAAUGGCAUCAGAAUGAUAGGCAUAGUUCUCGCAGAGAAUCGUCACAAAGUAGGUCUGUAAGAGACUCCCCAGCACAUUCUGUUGAACGGUGGAACCACGAUUGGUUUUUUGAACGAAAUCUACCACAAAAUGGUCAAGGCUACCAUGGUUACAGAGACAGACAUCGCAGGACUCAAGAAGAUGACUUUAUGGAUCAGCGCAGACAAGAAAGAGAGAGAAUUGGCCUAGCUGGCGUUGCAAAUGUUUGGGGAAAGUCUCCACCUCCCGAACAAGACUCAGAUGAAGAAGAGGCAAUCUCUGGAGAUGCAAAAAAGAAAGAUUCUGUUGCCAUUUCUUCUUCUCCAAAGAAAAAGAAGAAACAUAAAAUGAAAGCCAAUAAGAAAAAGAAGAAGAGCAGCCACAAGAAAAAGAAGGAUAAAAAGCAGAAGAAAAAGAAGAAGAAGAAAGAAAGUUCCAGCAGUUCAUCAAGUUCAGAUGAUGAGGUAGCAGUGGAGCAGUGGGUUGAAAAGAAUAAAGCAGAUGGGUCAGGCAGUGAUGAUGAAGAUGGAAUAGUGGGCCCUGUACAGAAACAGCAUGUGACCCUGUCACAGAAAGAUUAUGGUAAAGCCUUGUUACCUGGAGAAGGAGCAGCCAUGGCUGCUUAUGUUGCUGAAGGCAAACGAAUACCUCGUAGAGGAGAAAUUGGUCUAACUUCUGAUCAGAUAGCUUCCUUUGAAGCUGUUGGCUAUGUAAUGAGUGGUAGCAGACAUCGACGUAUGGAAGCUGUGCGUAUACGUAAGGAGAAUCAGAUAUAUUCAGCAGAUGAGAAACGAGCACUUGCCAUGUUUAGUAAGGAAGAAAGACAGAAACGUGAGAACAGAAUCUUAAGUCAGUUUAAAGAAAUGGUCAAUAACAAGUUAGCCAGUGAGAAAGAUAACGGCUAAUUAUGUACGACAAAUAACCUCCUUUAAGCAGGUGUCAUGAGGGGUAUAACAUCUGGUUCUGCACUGAAAUGGAGACACAGCAUCACAUUUUAUUCUGUUGAAGUGCUACAAAAAAUUUUUGUUGCUCUAAGUAUUGCACUUAUCUAUGAAUUCUUUGAUUUUGUGUGCUGUUCCCAGUCCAUGAAACCACCUUUGUAGUGCUUUGCCCUGAAACGUUAAAAAUUGUUUUAUUUGUAACUAUGUAAUUCUAUGUAUGGUUAAUUGUAUUUACUCUGGAAACAAAAAUAUGGUAUCCUGUCAAAAUAUUUUUAUGUUUAUGAGACACUAAUUAUCACAUAAUGUGUGUCUGCACUAAGGGUGUACUUUUUGAUGUGAAAGUAUUUCAAGAACUGAAGCUGUAAAUACACUAGAUUAUUUACUUGUAUGCUGUGGUGUUUGAAAUGUGUACAUUAAAUAUAAAAACUGCCUUAUUUACAAAUAAAUUACUGUAUUAUAUGUAA